UCUCCGGGCGUGAGGGCGGGGAGGCCGAAUGAUUUAACCCGCGAACACCGCUGGUGGGAGGCACUUGCGGGCGCCGAUGAGCGCCUAGACCCCCUUCUUGCCCAGCAGCCGCCACUUUCCCAGUGACCAUGAUAGUGUUUGUCCGUUUCAACUCCAGCCAUGGUUUCCCAGUGGAGGUCAAUUCUGACACCAGCAUCUUACAGCUCAAAGAAGUGGUUGCUAAGCGACAGGGGGUUCCAGCUGACCAGCUGCGUGUGAUUUUCGCAGGAAAAGAGCUUUGGAAUGACUUGACAGUGCAGAAUUGUGAUUUGGAACAACAGAGCAUCAUUCACAUUGUUCAGAGACCAGGACAGAGAGAUCUGGAAACACAUCCUGCUGGUGGGGACAAGAGCAGAAACACUGUGGGAGCCUCUUCCAUGGAGCCCACGAGCUUGACGCAGGUGGACCUCAGCAGCUCUCUCUUGCCAGCAGCCUCUGUGGGUCUGGCAGUCAUUCUGGACACAGAGAGCAGGAAUGGUUCGGAUGCAGCACUCAGAAGCCCAGGUAGCACAACUUACAACAGCUUCUACGUUUAUUGCAAAGUCCCCUGCCAAAGGGUGCAGCCAGGAAAGCUCCGCGUACGGUGCAGCACCUGCAAACAAGCCACCCUCACUUUGGCCCAGGGUCCCUCUUGCUGGGAAGAUGUCUUGUUUCCAAAUCGUAUGAGUGGUGAAUGCCAAUCUCCAGGAUGUCCUGGGACCAUAGCAGAAUUUUUCUUUAAGUGCGGAGCACACCCAACUUCAGACCAGGACACGUCAGUGGCUUUGAACCUAAUAACAACCAACAGCCGGAACAUCACUUGCAUAACAUGCACAGACAUCAGGAGCCCUGUCCUGGUUUUCCAGUGUAACCAUCGUCACGUGAUUUGCUUAGACUGCUUCCACUUGUACUGUGUGACCAGACUCAAUGAUCGGCAGUUUGUUCAUGACCCUGAGCUUGGCUACUCCUUGCCUUGUGUGGCUGGCUGCCCCAACUCCUUGAUUAAAGAGCUCCAUCACUUCAGGAUCCUUGGAGAAGAGCAGUAUAACCGGUACAAGCAGUAUGGUGCUGAAGAGUGUGUGCUGCAGAUGGGAGGCGUGCUGUGCCCUCACCCUGGCUGUGGAGCAGGGCUGCUGCCCGAGCAGGGCCAGAAGAAAGUCAUCUGUGAAGCUGUCAGCAGCCUGGGCUGUGGGUUUGUCUUUUGCCGGGACUGCAAGGAAGCAUACCAUGAGGGGGAGUGCGGUGCCACAUGCGAAGCCUCGGGAGCAGGUGCCCAGCCCUACAGAGUGGAUGAGAGGGCCGCGGAGCAGGCACGCUGGGAAGAGGCCUCCAAGGAGACCAUCAAGAAAACCACCAAGCCCUGCCCUCGCUGCAGUGUGCCAGUUGAGAAAAAUGGUGGAUGCAUGCACAUGAAGUGUCCUCAGCCCCAGUGCCGGCUUGAGUGGUGCUGGACCUGCGGCUGCGAGUGGAACCGCACCUGCAUGGGUGACCACUGGUUCGAUGUGUAGCAGCUACGGUGGAGCACGCAUCCGGCCACGUGUCCUACUGGAAGCACACAACAUCCAGUCUUCACUUGCCCCUUCUCCCAAACGCUUAAUUUGCACACACAAACAUGCAUGCGCGUACACACACACACACACACACACACACAGAGGCACAAACUCAGGCUUCAAGUUCUUUCCAAACAUCACAAAGCCAAAGUUACAGAAGCUCCCGGAUCUCUCUCUCUGCAUCCACAGAAAACCGCAAAUCCAAGUCUGACACCAGCAAGAGGCAUUUUCAGGCCCAAGACCAUGGAAAGACCAGCGCACAAGCUAAAGCACAGCCCAUGUGUUUUGAGUGGAUUGCUUCCCUUGCCUGAAUGCAACUCAGGCUGCAUCAGAGGCUUAAUUUCCUGCAUUUGUCCUUUAGCAAGUACAAUGCAGAAGCCACUGGAAAGGUGGGGAGUAGCUUGGGGGGACUCUCACCAGCGGCGCUUCGCAAGACUGACUCUCACAAAUCUUCAGAACUGUGUUCACGGCUGUCAGAGCAAUGUUCUUAUUUAAAUUUUCACAGAAUAACUCUGUGCAAAGAGCCCCAAGCAAUAUCACCAAGAAUAAUUGUUUACCCCCAAGAAUUCUGUCUUUAUAAAUUGUGCUGAUAAAAUAGCAACUAUGCACAAAUCAGCAUUUCGACUAAGUGAGAAAUUACAAAAGCUAAUCUGAGGGCUGAAUGUUAAGAGUACAGAGAAGAAAGCAAAACUUAA
This is a messenger RNA of Octodon degus (degu), 2263 nucleotides long. RefSeq names its product parkin RBR E3 ubiquitin protein ligase (gene Prkn). Gene Ontology annotation, cellular component: ubiquitin ligase complex; cytoplasm; mitochondrion. Gene Ontology annotation, biological process: protein polyubiquitination; autophagy of mitochondrion; negative regulation of protein phosphorylation. The record is from RefSeq and is a predicted model, not a curated record. The transcript has 12 exons. Gene Ontology annotation, molecular function: ubiquitin protein ligase activity; ubiquitin conjugating enzyme binding; zinc ion binding. Lineage: Eukaryota; Metazoa; Chordata; Mammalia; Rodentia; Octodontidae. The coding region runs from base 129 to 1526 and encodes 465 amino acids.